Molecule: messenger RNA, 759 nt
Organism: Trichoplax adhaerens
Lineage: Eukaryota; Metazoa; Placozoa; Uniplacotomia; Trichoplacea; Trichoplacidae
Exons: 4
Coding region: 1-759 (252 amino acids)
Biological process (GO): eye development; embryonic pattern specification; positive regulation of transcription by RNA polymerase II
Molecular function (GO): DNA-binding transcription activator activity, RNA polymerase II-specific; RNA polymerase II cis-regulatory region sequence-specific DNA binding
Source: RefSeq, a predicted model, not a curated record
AUGGAACAGAUACUUCGUAACCAUGCAAAUAUCGAUGAUGAUGAUGAUGACGACAAAGGCAACAAAAAGAGGAAGAAGAGAGGAAUAUUCCCAAAAUCAGCAACUAAUGUUAUGAAAGCCUGGUUAUUUCAAAACCUUGGACAUCCUUAUCCAUCUGAAGAAAGAAAACGAAUGUUAGCUGAAGAAACCAGUCUAACUAUUUUACAAGUCAAUAAUUGGUUUAUUAACGCAAGGCGUAGAAUUGUACAGCCAAUGAUCGAUGCAUCAAAUCGUACCGGUAAACCACCUGUUAUUAUGAAAUCGCGUCGUCGAAAGCCGUCUGGUCAGUGUCACCCAUCAUUUGGAGCAAUGUCAGCACCGACAUCGUCACAUGUAGGACCAAAUUACGGAAUAGACCAUUUGCAAUCUCCAUUUUAUGAUAUUGGUAGUAUACCAAGUGUACCCUUCAACAUGGGAACAUGUGGCUCUGAUCCUGGCCUCAAUCCCGUGGUUUCUAUGUCCGCUAUGCCCAUUCCUCACGUUAUUCGCGGUCCUACGACUAGUACCUCAGCUGGAUCUCAUUCAUCUUCUCUAUAUCUACAGCAUGGUCAAGCCACACAUCACCCUAUCAUGAUGCCGCCACCGCCACCAGUGCGCGGAGCUGGCGGUCCACAUCAUCAUCCAUUCCUGCAAGGAUCAAAUCAACCGCCUUCAUCUUCAACAAUUUUUCAAUCAGGUGACGUUAUGACACAACAGAUUCUAGAUUUACAUCCUUCCUAA